AGUCAGAAUAUGCCGUUCUAUUAAUUAGGAUAGAAAAACUAAAGAUUUCCUGUUAAAAAAAUGUCACAAAAUCAAUCUAGAACGGCAGCAAUGGGAACUUCUGCUAAAGAUUCGACAGCUAUUUCUCCCCGAGAAAAUUUCUCGUUACCAUCCAUUCAACAAAUAACAGCUGAGGCUCACAAUGUUCAACAAAAAAGAGACAUCCCAAAGGAGGAGCUAAAAGGAUCUAAAUCAACAAACAUUCAACCAACACCUGCCGCUGAGACGUGUCAAGAAAGAGACGGCACUGCCAUCACCCAAGAUGACAAUGAAAGACUUCGACAACAGCAUGCAGUUGAAGGACAUUUGGAUAAUGGCUCUUCAUCUUGUAAAAUUCCGUUAUUACAAAAAUACCUUAAAACAGGCAACCUGCUAUCUGCUAUAACGUUACCAUGCUUAAAAAUUCGCAUGGAAGAUAGUUCCAUAUUUUGUGAAACCUGUAGUUCCAUUUUGCCAUUUGAGGAUUCUUCUCGAUUGAGGAAUCAUAUUUCUGCUCAUAUUCAUAAUUUGAGCAGAAGUACGACUUCAUGUUAUCAUAAUAUGAAAAAUGAAAUUUCAUCAACUACUGAAUGCAUUUUAAUUGAGCGGGUAUUUAAGAAUUUAGCAAAUAUGAUGAAAGCAAAAGUGAAUGUUGAAACUGAAAAUAAGAAUAAUUUGUUUAAAGAACGCCGUAAUCACAGGAAAGGUUGCUAUCAGUGUGGAAAUUGCAAUUUUGGUUCUUCGAAGCUAUCCGAUUUUGAGGAGCACUUCUCCGAAAGGCAUAAAGAAGAAAAGGCAAUCUGCUUUUAUUGUGUAGAGGAGCUUAUGGAUCUUCAAUCUCUUUCAAGUCAUAUCGUAAAAAGUCAUCUACGGGAAGGGCAAGAAGGAAUAUGGAGAUGUAGUAUAAGAAGGUGUAAUUAUUUUGCAAAUAAGAGAGAGGAUUUACUAUGUCAUUUUGAGCGCUUUCACAAAUUCUCGUAUAAAAUUACUUGUUAUAAUUGCUUAAAAGAUUAUGGAGAUUUUAAAUCUAUUCUUGAUCAUUAUGACCGGAAACUAAGAUAUAAGUGCACAUCUUGCUAUUUAAAAUUAAAAGAUAAAAAUGAGCUAAUAUCUCAUUUUGAAAAUAUACAUAAAGGUGGUUCAAAAUAUUACAUGUCAAGCUAUCUCUCCUGUAUAAGCUUGUUUGAAGAUUCGGAGAGAGAAUUAAAAAAUGAUGAAAAAAUACAAUGUUCAAUGGAAACAAGUUCAGUUUCAACUGAAAAAUCUAAAACAAAAGAAAAUAUAUCCAUACCAAAAGAGGAUGAUUCACACCAAAAGAAAACAUUGAACGAAACAGAUUCGGCGCAACCUACAACAUCAAGCGAAAUGGCCCCUGAGUCGAUAAUUAUCAAUAAAUGUGGAUAUUGCAACUACAGGGCUAGAAAUGAAAAUGAUUUGAAAAUCCUACACAGUCAUGUACUUAGAAGUCAUAUACUUAAGCCAAUUUAUUGUCAUGUAACGAGAUGUGUUUACUCUUCUGUAGACUAUAACAGUCUUACCGAGCAUAUCCGAUUCAAUCACGAUACGUCUAAUUUAAAAAUAUCCAGUAUUAGGAAUCUAUAUAUCGCAUCAAAAGUAACGGUAGUUAAUAAUUGCACCACAAGAGAGUUUAUUAUUAAUGAAAAACGCCUUUCACCAUCAAAAAGUGAAAUAACUGAUUCCGUCCCGAAUAUUCAACCAAAAAAGAAAAAUGUUGCUUCAGAACAGUCUAGUCCUAUUAGUUUAUCAUUAUAUGAAGAAACUCCUUUUCAGCAAGUAAAGAAACGAAAACUUUCUUUUCCACAGAGUAGAACUAGCAAUGACUUGGGAAUUGAAACUAAAAAGAAAUCAGGUUACCUGUGUUGUUUCUGUCUUGAUUAUUUUCCUCUUGGAGAUAUGAAAUCUCACAUAUCUCAGCAUUUCAAGUAUAGGAAGUAUGCUUGUAAAGUGUGUAACUGUUUAUUUUAUAGUUCUCGCUCCAAGUCAUAUUCUAAGCAUGCUGAAGAACACGAUUUAGAUCCUAAGGAUUGUUAUGAAAUUAGAACGAACAAAGAUGUCGAACGGGAGAUAAAACUUAUCGCUGACAAAAUUAAAUUAAGAGAACAUGUUAGUAAAGAAAAACAUCAUUGCACUGCUUGUGGUAUUUUAUUACCAAGUGAAGAAGACGACAUUAAUUAUCACAUAAAUACAUUCCACAAAUCAGGAAUAAAAAUAGAUUUACAUCAAGUAUCCUCUAUGACAAACUUUCAUAAAAUUUUACUUUCGAAGGAUGCAAAGAAAUAUAAAUUGGGCAGAGUGUCCUGUAGAGAAUUGUUUGUUUAAGUCAGCAUGCGAAUAUUUUUAAUUGUUCUUUGAUAAUGAAGUAAUCGUCUAAAAAUCAUUUUUUCUUUUGUGAAACCUUUUGAUUAAUAUAAAAAAUUUUACCAAGAAAUAACAUCCUUAAUUGUUGGCGAUCGAAUCACAGAGCUUUUACAAAUCUUGAUAAGAAUGUUUUAACUGUAGUGAUUAUAAAAUAUUAACGUACUGGUGAUACAGAAUUGUGACGAAAGAACAUGCUCAUUCUUUGCUCUAUUCGAUGCUCAAUUAGAAUCAAAUCAUUCCACUUCCAUCAAGCAACAUUUGUGCUUUUUCAUCAGAAACAAUAAUUAUUUGAUCGAUUUUUUCAAUUCGAGUUUUUCCAGUUUCGCAAUUAGCCAUACUAGAAAGUCUUUCGUUAUACAUAUCUCUUUGUUUUCUCAUUUGAUUUUCAACUUUAAUUAGCUCGUCGCGAACAAACUUUAAGUGUUUCUUAGUGAUUGAAUGGGCUAAUUUCUCAUUUUGAAGAAUUUUUUUUUUCUCCUGCUUAAAACGAAAUAAUAAUCUCUUUGAAAUUAAUAAACAAAUAGCCUCUUUUAACAUCACCUCAGUAUUAUCAAGACAAUUUAACUUUUCCUUUAUAUCUUCGAUUUCUUUAGUUGCCACUUUAUAUUGAUUUCUAUUGGAAGAAAUAAAUGGAAAUAGAUUGAUAAAGCUAAUUACAAUAAUGUCGAUAAUACAAUAUUAUUGAAGACUACAAACUUAAGAAACGUUAAUGUUUCUUCAACAACAAAAGGAUUUGGGAAAUUAUCCAAUUUUUUAACCUGAUUAUUUAGCUAUUAAAAUAGUAAUUGCUUAAUUUGUAUAAAUCAAUAUUUAAAUAUUUUAUACAUCUUCUAUCGUAUUCCUAUUGUUGGUUGAUUCCAAUCUUCUCUCUUCCAGUUUAUCCAAAAGUUUCUCGUUAUCAUUUCUCAGCUUUUGCAAUUCAUUGGAAGUAGUUAACCUACAACGAAAUAUCUAUUAAAACAACUAUUCCAAUUAACUGGCGUUCUUUAAGAUUGGUUAAUUAUGUUUACUUCAGAGAAUCGAUAUUGGAAGCCUCUCGUUCAUUUCUCAAAUUUAAUUCUAUCUUUAUCCUUUCAAGUUCUUGUUGUAAAUUUUGCAUUUGAUUUUGUAGAAAUUGAGGACAAGAACUACAAUGAGUACAAGCCAUGAACGACUCGAAGUAGUUUUCUUAGGGCAUAUACCUUUUUUCAAAAUUUUUUAAUGAGUCCUGUAUAAGAUUUCAUAAUCAAUAUUUCAAGUUUUGUUAUAUUUUCUAUGUUGAGUUAAGCGUUAAACCUACCCGUAUACACCACUUUCUUCUAUAUUAGCAUUAUUUAAAUAUCUAUAACUGUUUUCUUAUUCUAAGGUUAUCUUGCUCUUUUAUAUAAUCGAUUACAAAGUAAAAUAAUAUGUCAAGCGUAAACAGGUUAUAAAAGGGGAAUACAAUUUAGCAGUUAUACCAAGUAUCAUAAAUUUAUAUAUACACAUCUAAUCAGAAUUUGUAAGAAAAAGAGAAAAAGGGAAAUCCAACCUACCCUCUAACACAUUUAAAUUGGUGGUGUGGGAAUAAUACUGAAAAUUUGGCCUAUUUCUUUAUAUUUAUUAUUAUUAGAAUUUUUUUUUUUGAUAUAAAAUUGCCCAUUUCUCAAAGAUUUUAAUAUC
This is a messenger RNA of Dimorphilus gyrociliatus, 4038 nucleotides long. NCBI's taxonomy places the organism in Eukaryota, Metazoa, Annelida, Polychaeta, Dinophilidae. The record is from the annotation of a GenBank genome assembly.